Messenger RNA from Osmerus eperlanus (European smelt), 4182 nucleotides. RefSeq names its product KN motif and ankyrin repeat domain-containing protein 1-like. Gene Ontology annotation, cellular component: cytoskeleton; cytoplasm. Bases 98 to 3808 code for a protein of 1236 amino acids. Lineage: Eukaryota; Metazoa; Chordata; Actinopteri; Osmeriformes; Osmeridae. Gene Ontology annotation, biological process: negative regulation of actin filament polymerization. The transcript has 10 exons. Gene Ontology annotation, molecular function: protein binding. The record is from RefSeq and is a predicted model, not a curated record.
UGGAGAUACUGUUCCCUGUUGCUUGGAGACUUCCUAUGGUUACCAAUUGGACCUGGACUUCCUCAAGUACGUGGACGAUAUCCAAAAGUGCUCCACGAUGAAGAGGCUAAGCUUCAGAAGGAGGCCCAGAGAGGCCAGUAGUGCGGGGGAACCACAGAGUGGCACCACACCCAACCAAUGGACCUCCUCAGAGUCCUUGUCCUCGGCCAGUAGCGACGACACUAGGUUUUCCUCCAUCAGCAGAGGGCGUCCCCCUCUUCCCCCUCCCCACGGAACGUCCUCCAACGCCACCACGCCCUCUAGCUCGGAGGGAGCCCCGGUGUCUCAGAAGCCUUCAGACGGGAAGCCCCCCACUGGGGCCCGAUCUCUGGCCGUACCAAGAUACAACCCCCUGGUAGAGAGAACUCUGAUGGAGACCCGGAGACGUUUGGAGCAGGAAAAGAGCCCCCUGACUCAGCCAGAGCCUCAUCCCCGCCGCAGGCUCGCCAGUUUCGGGGGAGUGGGUUCCAGCGGGUCCCUGUCGCCGUUUACCGGCUGGGGCGCCUAUAACCAGGAUACCAAUGGGAACAAGCCAAGUGGUGCAGAGCUGUCCCUCCAGCCCAGCUCCUUGCUGGGCAGUGGCCCCAGCCCCCAGAGCUCUGGCAGGGCCACUCCAGUGACAGGCCUCAGCCCCCAGCACCUGCAGCACGUCAGGGAUCAGAUGGUGGUGGCCUUGCAGAGGCUGAAGGAGCUGGAGGAUCAGGUGAAGACGAUUCCCGUCCUGCAGGUCAAGAUCUCCGUCUUGCAGCAGGAGAAGAGGCAGAUGGUGUCUCUGAUGAAGAACCCGAACAAGAACCAAGAGCUGAGCGACGUCUUCCGGAAAAGAGCCCACAGUGCGGGCAGCUCGGACCGCAUGCAGAGGCCCCCCGGUGUCGGGAAGGUGUCGGAGCUCCGAGAGGAUAAGACUGAAGAGGAGCUGGAAGCCAGGGAGCACAGUGCCACCUCAGGCCUGAGGGAGUUCAGGCAGCUGACUGCUGAGAUGGAGGCACUGGAGAGAACCAUCAAGGGAGGCCGUUUGCAUGCUCGCCACGGACUGGACCAACCUGCGCUUUACAGGAGGCCUCACGUGGCUGCCACGGUCGGGAUUGAUGAAGAAAAGGACCAGGCGCCCGCUACAUCUUCGAAGCAAUACAAGAAUGCGUCUGUGGAGACCAGACCGAUCGAAACCAGGUGCGUGGCAACUGGCGUUUCUGAGGCCCAGCUCGGAAUCGUCACAGACAGGGAGGCGGAGCUUGAAGCCCAACAGCAAAUCAUCGAAGCCCUGAAGGAGCGGAUUGGCCAAUUGGAGGCUGAGCUCAAGGAUACCACCCUCCAGACAGAGAUGGGGCGUCUGAGACUGGAGCUGCACGCCGCCGGUGCCCGGAACCGGUCCGAUAAAGGCUCCACCGCCCGGCCGUCCACCUCCAGCACAGCCACCGAAACUCAGACCCAGACCAGGAGCGUGGCGGUGGGCAACCACACACACCUGAAGGAUGCUUGCACCGGAGGAAGCUGGGAGGUGGCGGUGCGCUCUGUGGGGAUGUUGUGUAGGCCACUGGUCAGGAGUGUAAGCUCUGGCCCGGAAGUGUUAAUGAGCCAGUGGGAGGUCAGAGAGCACGUGGGGAGGAGAGAUCAGUGUGUCGGUAGGCAGGUGUUGAUGCACUCCAGGAGUGUGGGGGCAGAGAUCAAGAUGUGUGAAUUGGGCAUCAACACAGAUGUGACCUUGGGGGAUUUGGCUUCUGGUGAUGGAUGGGCAGUGGGCGAGACCGUAAAGGAGCUUGUUUCUCAUGGCGUGGCCACGGAGCCAAUCAGAGGCAUUGACCUGGGGGUCAUGGUCUCUCCUCAGACCGCCUCCCAACUCACCAACACGGCGCACAGCUCGGUGUCUCGCUUCACCAAUACCAGCCGCUCGUUCAACACCAACUCCAGCACCAACACUGUCCUCAACACCCAAGAGAAGCACACCAACACCGCUCACGCUGUCACGCGGACGGUCGCCGUGGGCAACAGCAGCGUCCAUGACCUCCAGGUGGUCGCCAAGACCCGCUCGGUUGCCGUCGGUUCCUCCUCCUGGGCAGGCGACGAUCCGACCCGAACCACCGUCGCGCUUGCUAAGGCGACGCUCCGAGACAUGGGCGUGGGAAUGGCUAGCGUCAACGAGAACUUCCUGGUCGGGUUGAAAACGCGAAACAUGGCGUGCGGGCCGUCCCUCCUGCCCGACCCCACCAAGACCAGGAGUGUUGGGGUGGGGGAGGGGAGGAUACACGACUACUCCAGCCAAUCACAACCUCCCCCGCAGUCCACACAGCUGUCUCCUCAGGGGAAGCCAGAGCCCGGCUUGGACCACUACAUAGAGAAGAUGCAGCAUCUGUUGAUGGAACAGCAGGGCCUGCUGACGGAGAGCUACAGCGAGCUGGGAGAGGUGUUCACCCCGCCUCACAGCAGCCUCAAGCCUGGCACCGUGUUCAUCCAGCCUCACAGCAGCCGCCUUGGCCCCAUCAGCAGCCAGCUGGCCAGCGCCGUGACCAGCAUGGACGCUGCCAUGAGACUGGGGCUCACUUCGCUUCCCUCCACAGAUAACUCGGAUAGCAGUCUUCAAAAUAACACACCCCUGGAUGACUUGCCCCUGGGGUUGGACGUCAGGAGACAGACCCCGACAGAAUGCCAACUGUCCACAGAUGUGCGAGUCCAGCCAGCCAAUGCCUUCAACUUAAGAUCUAUCAUGAAGAAACAAGAUGGCGACACAGGCUCUAUUGCGACCAGGAAGAGCCUGAAAUUCAUGGGCGUAAGAACAGGGUGGGACCCCCGGUGCCAGCCCCCCAGCUCUGAAGACGCCAGCUCUGAGGACGAGGAAAGGAAUGGGAAAUGCAGGGCGAGCACUGGAAUGUCAGAUCGAGAAAGUGCAGAAGCGUGUACGAGCAAAGGCGCCGUCGGCGGAGGAUGCCGAAGUCAUUUAAGAGUUCAGCUACAUGGGAGGUUUAAACUGAGUGAAAAGGUGAUGUCUGCAUGUCAGUCCCUGAGGAUCCACCUAAGUGAUGAGAAGUCCUUAACCAGCAGGGAGCAGCGGUCUUGCCUGAACACACUCCAGCACGAGUGGUUCCGUGUGUCCAGUCAGAAGUGCGCCGUCCCCGCGGCGGUGACCGAUUACCUGUCGGCCUUCAGGGCCGUCUCUCCUUCGGUGCUGAGACACGUGGCCAACAUGGCCGACAGCAAUGGAAACACGGCCCUUCACUACAGCGUGUCUCACUCCAACUUCCGCGUGGUCAAGACGCUGCUGGACGCGGAGGUGUGUAACGUGAACCAGCAGAACAAGGCGGGCUACACGCCCAUCAUGCUGGCGGCGCUGGCGGCCGUGGAGGCGCCAGACGACAUGAGGGUGGUGGAGGAGCUCUUCACCCAGGGAGACGUCAACGCCAGAGCCAGCCAGGCGGGCCAGACAGCCCUGAUGCUGGCGGUGAGCCACGGUCGGAUGGACAUGGUGCGGGGCCUGCUGGCCCGGGGAGCCGAGGUCAACUUGCAGGACGACGAGGGCUCCACGGCGCUCAUGUGCGCCAGCGAGCACGGCCACGCCGAGAUGGUCCGCCUGUUGCUGGCCCAGACGGGCUGCGAUGCCACCCUGAAAGACGGCGAUGAGAGCACAGCCCUGUCCAUUGCCCUGGAGGCUGGACACAGAGAUAUAGCUGUGCUGCUCUAUGCACACGUCAACUUCUCCAAAGGGCCUGCUGGGGGAACGCCUCGUGCCAGCAACAGGGCCCUCUCCAGCUUCAGUGGAAGAAGCCACAUUGAAUGAAAUGGUUGCCAAGUAACAUGACUGUUCUAUUCUGUGAUUUGUAUGGCUGGUUGUCUGAAAUGUAUUUUAAGCUUCUUUACUGUUCAUCUAUGCAAGCAACUGUCCCACAGGUUGGUGGAUUUCUGUCAUUUAAGAACGAGCCAAUAAGCAAAUUGAUUACUGAAUAUUGUUUAUAGAGAUUUGUCAUUGUUUGUAGCUACCUAAACAAUAUAUAUUUUAAUAUAUAGUGUGUUUCUUGUAUAUACUGUAAAGUAUAUCAAAGCACUUUGGAAAUAUAGCCUUUCGAAUGACCAAUUAUGUAUUAGAAUGUUCAAGAAUAUUUUAAUAAAGGUAUGCCCUGUGCUUUUAAUGUAAUAAACUGAAAUUAAUCAAGA